AUGAGUUUUUGGCGUAAUUUUGGAUUUCAUCCAAUCUCACAUAUCGAGACUAUAUUGGAUCGUGAGCAAUUCACUCUUGAUGAAUUGUUAGAUGAAGACGAAUUACUUCAAGAAUGUAAAUUACAAAACCAGAAAUUAAUAGAGUUCCUUAUCAAACCGGAAUCAUUGUCAUUAUUAUUUGAAUAUAUUACCAAGGAGGCAUCAGAAGAAUCGGAUAGAAAGAGAAAGGAGACUUAUCCUUUCUUGGCAUCUGAAAUAUUAUGUAUGGACAUUACUUCUUUGAUUGAUGCCGUCUACAAGGAUGAGCAUUACCUAUCCCAACUCUACGAUAUUGUCAACCAACAAGAGUUUAACUUGGGCCUUGCUUCAUACAUUAGCAAGGUUGCUAUUAACUUUUUGGGUAGAAAGACCAUCGAAACCAUGUCAUAUAUCAAAAAGCAAGAUAACAUCAUUGAAAAGUUUAUUAAUCACCUUGACAAGUCCCCAAUUGUAGACAUGUUAUUAAAGAUCAUAAGCAUUGAAGAGUUCCAAGGCGGCGCAGGUACCUUGGAAUGGUUAGACAAAUCAAAUUUAAUUGGAGGAAUUGUUGCCAAGUUUAGCCCAACUUUGGACUCUGAGUUCCAUGAGAAUGCCUCAUUUGUUUUAUCAGAGAUCAUCGAGUUAAAUAGAUCAUUCUCAGAUUCCCCAUUGAUAAUUAAACUUGAAUCUGAAGAAACCAUCCAAAAACUUUUCGAUUAUAUACUAUCUGAUGUUCCAUUGGGUACAAGCUUUUUACAUGGUUUAACUGUUAUAAUUAAGCUUUUGAGAAGACACAAGGAGCACAGUGAUUCAGUUGUCACCAAAAAGACACCACUUGCAGAAUUGGCACCUGUUUUCAAGGAAUCUCUUAUUCACACAGAAGAGUUGAAGAAUCUUUUGACCAAACCAACCGAAAGUAGUUUCACUACUACCACCGGUCUUCUUUCUCCACCACUUGGAUUCCACAGACUAAAGGUCAUUGAAUUCUUUGCCGACUUGAUUAAUUCUCGUUAUUUAUGUAUCGAUCAAAAGUUUAUUCAACAAGAUAUCCUAUCUGCAUGUUUGUUAUUGCACGAUUCUAAACUUCUUGAUAGAAUUAUAAAGGCCGAUGAAGAUAAUACAAAUGAAAUCAAACAAACCAAAGGAAUCAGAUACGGUUAUAUGGGUUUUUUGAACAGUAUUGCUUUUUCAAUUUGUGAAGUUGCCAAAUCAAAUCCAUCUUUGAAGAAUUAUCUUGAUGCUAAUCCAAAAUGGGCAGAAUUUGUUUCAGACUCUUUGAAACCAGUACUUACAUUGGAGAGUGAACCAUUGGGUGAUUUUAGAAUGAGCUUGAUGAUGCCACCUGAUGAUGAUGAAGAUCAAAUUUAUGAAAAUGACAAUGACGACUACAACAAUGCCUAUGACAACGGAGGGUUUGUAGAGGGUAACUUCCAAAACCACCAAAUUGUCUACGAGGACGACGACGAUGACGAGUCAUUUGCAGACCAACAACAAAACCAUCACAUCUUAUAUACCAAUCAAGAAGAAGAGGAAGACGAAGACGAAGACGAUGACGAACAAUUCGAGCAACGUCGUCCAAAGGCAUUCAUCACUGAAAUUCAAGUUGAACAAGAAACAACUCAAGAACAAGGCAACGAAAAAUCAGCAUCAGAAUCCGAAGGCAAUGAAAAUAUUAGUACGCCAACAGUACUGUCAUCAGAAGAAAAUCAACAAUAA
This is a messenger RNA of Cavenderia fasciculata, 1734 nucleotides long. RefSeq lists its product as uncharacterized. Bases 1 to 1734 code for a protein of 577 amino acids. Gene Ontology annotation, molecular function: protein phosphatase binding; protein phosphatase regulator activity. The transcript has 7 exons. The record is from RefSeq and is a predicted model, not a curated record. Gene Ontology annotation, cellular component: nucleus; cytosol. Lineage: Eukaryota; Evosea; Eumycetozoa; Acytosteliales; Cavenderiaceae.